Molecule: messenger RNA, 1593 nt
Organism: Pseudomassariella vexata
Lineage: Eukaryota; Fungi; Ascomycota; Sordariomycetes; Amphisphaeriales; Pseudomassariaceae
Product: pectin lyase fold/virulence factor
Exons: 5
Coding region: 1-1593 (530 amino acids)
Biological process (GO): carbohydrate metabolic process
Molecular function (GO): polygalacturonase activity
Source: RefSeq, a predicted model, not a curated record
AUGGCUGCCUUCAUCACAGCUCUCCUGGCGACGGCCAGCUACAUUCUUCCUGCGGCAGCUCAACUCUCUGGCUCAGUUGGCCCAACCAGUUCUACUGCUGAUAAAGUGGCAAAAAUAUGCAACAUCAUGGACUACGGAGGAGUUGCCAGUGCAACAGAGGACAACGGUGCCGCCAUCCAGUCUGCGUGGGAUGACUGCAAGACGGGUGGUCAAGUCUAUAUCCCAGAGGGUGAUUAUGGUUUGAGUACCUGGUUGACGUUGAAGAACGGAGCCAACAACUCGUUCAACCUCGAGGGGACCCUGUACCGUGUGGGGACCGAUGGCGGAAACAUGAUCAUGAUCAGGGACACACACGAUUUCGAAUUUUACAGCGCUACGUCCAAGGGGGGCAUGCAGGGUUAUGGAUACGAGUUCCUGAAAGACGACACAUACGGACCCCGUCUCCUGCGCUUUUACAAGUGCACCGACUUUUCGGUUCACGACAUUGCUCUUGUUGACUCUCCGGCAUUCCACUUGUCUCUUGAUACCUGCACCAAUGGUGAGCUGUACAACAUGAUCAUUCGAGGUGCCAACCGCGGAGGUCUCGACGGAAUCGACGUCUGGGGCACCAACAUCUGGAUCCAUGACAUCGAGGUCACGAACAAGGAUGAGUGCGUCACUGUCAAAGAUCCAUCUGCAAAUAUCCUCGUUGAGCAAGUCCACUGCAAUUGGAGCGGUGGCUGCGCUAUGGGCUCGCUGGCAUCCGGCAUUGAUAUUCAUGAUAUUGAGUACAACAACAUCUACACCCACCACGCCAACCAGAUGUUCAUGAUCAAAUCAAACGGUGGCUCCGGAAACGUCUACAACCUUGCUUUCAACAACUUUGUUGGCCACAGCAACGCAUACACAUUAGAUUUCGAUAGUGCCUGGAGCUCUAUGAGUACGGUGGAUGGCGACGGUAUUCAAUAUUCCAACGUCAGCUUCCGCGGAUGGCGCGGUACCUGCUCGGACGGCACAGAACGCGGGCCCGUCAAGGUCCUCUGCCCCGCAGGUAUGCCCUGCACGGAUAUCUCCAUUGACGAUUUCCACGUGUGGACCGAAUCUGGUGACGAGGUCUACCACGCAUGCUACAAUGCAUACGGCUCCGGCUCGUGUCUAGAAGACGGCGAUGCAACCACCACCUACACCUCCACCGUCACUUUGACGACCGAGACCAGCUACAGCUACGCCACCAUGGCCGACGAGCUCACCACCGGUCUGGGACUGUCCGCCCCCAUCGCCGUCCCGACCAUGCCCGCUUCUUUCUUCCCCGGCUUAGCGCCAAUCAGCGCUAUUUUGAACGGUGCUUCUGCGGCAGUUGCUAGUAGUGUGCCGGCGGUGACUGCUUCGAGCUCGUCUUCGGCACUUGCUUCUCCAACCAGCGUGACGGAGACCGCGGCCGCCGUGACUGCCACUGAGGCGACGGAGGCGGAAGAAGUUGCUUCUUCGACCAACUCACCUAUCACAUCCGCACCGACCGUUACUAGCGCCGCAGUGGCAACGCAGGUGGCAACAACUAGUGCGCGGCGUCCGGGCCGAGGUAGUAGAAGACACCAGCGAUUCGGAGGUAAAUAA